Messenger RNA from Apus apus (common swift), 3349 nucleotides. RefSeq names its product NIMA related kinase 2 (gene NEK2). Bases 12 to 1331 code for a protein of 439 amino acids. Lineage: Eukaryota; Metazoa; Chordata; Aves; Apodiformes; Apodidae. Gene Ontology annotation, molecular function: protein kinase activity; ATP binding. Gene Ontology annotation, biological process: chromosome segregation; protein phosphorylation. The transcript has 9 exons. The record is from RefSeq and is a predicted model, not a curated record. Gene Ontology annotation, cellular component: cytoplasm; nucleus; centrosome.
GCGCCGGCGCCAUGCCCGGCCGCCCCGGCGACUACGAGGUGCUGCACGCCAUCGGCGCCGGCUCCUACGGCAGGUGCCGCAAGGUGCGCCGCAAGGCUGACGGCAAGGUGAGCCGGGGGCGGCGGGGGUGCCAGUCAGAGAAGCAAAUGCUUGUUUCGGAGGUGAACUUGCUUCGCGAGCUCAGGCAUCCCAAUAUUGUCCGGUAUUACGAUCGGAUCAUCGACAGGACCAACACAACCCUGUACAUCGUCAUGGAGUACUGUGACGGGGGUGACCUGGCCAGCUUAAUUGCGAGGUGCAUCAAAGAAAGGCAUUACUUGGAAGAAAGCUUUGUUCUUCGAGUGUUGACUCAGUUGACGUUAGCCUUGAAGGAAUGUCACAGGCGGAGUGAUGGUGGAGUUACUGUGCAUCGUGACCUAAAGCCAGCAAAUGUCUUUCUAGAUGGGAAGCAGAAUGUGAAACUUGGAGACUUUGGACUUGCUAGAAUUUUGCACCAUGACACCAGCUUUGCCAAAACAUUUGUUGGAACUCCGUAUUAUAUGUCUCCAGAGCAAGUGAACUACAUGUCAUACAAUGAAAAAUCUGACAUCUGGUCUUUAGGGUGUCUCCUGUAUGAAUUAUGUGCUCUCUCGCCUCCAUUUAGAGCUUACAACCAAAAAGAGCUGGCAGAAAAGAUAAGGGAAGGGAAGUUCCGACGAAUACCGUAUCGUUACUCGGAGCAGUUGAAUGGACUUCUCAAAGAAAUGCUGAAUGUAAAGGAUUACUGUCGACCUUCUGUUGAAGAUAUUCUGCAGCACCCCUUGAUAGCAGACUUGGUGAUUGAAGAACAAAGACAAAUUUCUGAUAAAAGAGGCUGGAGAUCAUGGGAGCCAGAAAGGCUACAGCAUUCAGAUGCUGCAGUGAAUGAAUUGAAACGGAAGGAACAACAAUUACAGGAGCGAGAACAAGCCAUAAAAGAGAGAGAGCAACGUUUGGAGCAGAGAGAACGGGAGCUCUGUGUUCGAGAGAGACUGGCAGAGGACAAACUUGCUAGAGCUGAAAAUCUGAUGAGGAACUACAAUCUCUACCAACAGCCGAAGACAUUAACUUGUGCAGAUGGUCCAGAUAACGCACUCCUGCUCCCCUUUUCUACAACCAAGAAGAAAGUACACUUUGACAGAAGUGAAGAAAAUGCUGUGCCUCCUGUUAAUUUAGAAAACUGUCCUGUUUCCAAAGGGAAACAUUCUGAUCUCAAAAAACGUCUAUAUGCUGCAAAUCUACGGGCUCAAGCACUGUCUGAACUGGAAAAAAACUACCAACUAAAGAGCAGACAAAUCUUGGGCAUGCGCUGAAACUGCAACAUAUGUUCUGUAUUUAACUUUUUGGAGUAAUUGCAUGUACAGGAGGAUAUUUGCCCCUCUCACUUUUAAGCUGGAACCUACUGAAAAUACAUUUUAACAGUUGUUACAUAAACUCUUAGUCUAUGGUAGGUAGUGCACGAUAAGAGUAUAAGAGAUUAUAUUAUGAAAACAGGUGGUUUCAAUACCAAGUCAAACAAAUGGAAUGAAGUGUAAUAUUAAAGAAAAAAUAUUUUGGUCCUCCUUCUGUUUACCAUACAUUACUCUUCUUCUGAAAAUAUAAAGAAUUAAUAUUGUAAAAUAGGGGUUUUUUUAAUCUGGUGUGAAAAACUUUUCAAGUUAAAAAUGUACAGAGGUUAAUCUGUAGCUUAAAGUGAUCCUGUAUGUUAUGUACAGUACCUGAUAAAAUAAGUAUUGAUAUUUUGUAUAUGUGAAAAAAAAUGGCUUUUUGUCUGUGCUUGUAAAUACUUUUUAACUAUCAAAAGAACCAAAAGUUUUUUAUGCUAUCUCUUCCUAGUAACUAGGUGACCUAUGAAAGCAGGCUACUUUUAGUUUAAUGUCUUGGAUUAAUGAGUGGGAUGGGUCAGUCUAGCCUAACUGAUAAGUUUAUAGUCCAUUCUGCUUCACAGCUUGUCCAGCAGCUCCUGAAAGGCCUGUUUCAGGGCAUAGCAUUUGAAAUAACACCUUCUCUAGUUUGCAUUGAGGCUGUGUUAAACUGAUCCACUGAGACUGCUGUCCUGGAUGGGACACCACCCAGGGUACUAGCUCCUGUGUUUAGGGAGGGACAAUUGUACCUGGAAUAACAAAUCCGUAUUUUCUUCAAGCUUAUGAAAUAACUCCAUUUUCCCUUUCAUAGAGUAGGAGUUGCUUGCUUAAGGUGGUGUAAUUUUAAUGAACUAACUCAGACUCAUUAGUUAAAAAAAAUAUCUUUGGAACUGUAAUGUCUGACAUAUAUGUUAUAUAGUGAUUUUCUAUUUCUGGGUGAACACUCCAUAAACCAUACAUUCUUAGAAAACAGUUAGUUUUUGUAACAUUUGUUUCCUUAUAGGGCCAUGCAUGUUAUCUAAGGAGGUAUUUAUUCGAGAUGCUUUUUACUUGAAAGAAGAUAACAUUUAAAACAUCCAUUUAAUUUGGUGUAUUUGCUGACAGACGAGUUCUUUUGUCACCAAACAAUAGUUCUGCUCUAGCAGAUUCUUAACCACCUAACAGAGCUUGUCAUAUUUGCAUGCAUAGUGGUUGCUGUAUUCACCACAGCCUUUGCUUAACAGAAUAAGAAUAUGACCACUUGGUUUGCUAGUCUGAAACUACCACUAUUCUGGUAGUCAAUACCCAGUGCUUGGUGUGGUUGGAAGUGCCUGGCAGGGAUGUACAGCCUAUGUAGCUGUGCCACACGGAUCUGUGCAGCUUUCCAGCUGCAUUUUUUCAUAUUCUUUAAGGUCCUCAUAUAUUUGGAGGGUGAAUCCUUGCUUUCUCACCAUGUUUGUAUAUUCAGAUUUUUCUGUUCUAUCCUUCAACCAGAAGAUCUGCAAUUAAGUUCUGGCCUUUUUGUGGAUCUCUAUUGUAUAGCCCAUAAAUUAGCAAAAGGUAGAAUAUGCAGUAGUGUUAGUCUAAUCUGGAAAGAUAUUUAGGAUUCAAGAAUUUUGUUGUAUGCUUUGUCAUCUGCAAAAUACAGGUGCUACUUAGUGAAAGGAGGAGAGCAAGCAACCAAGAAAAUAAAUUAGUAAUUAAUUAUUCAGGAAAGAGUGCAUUGUGAAAUUGCUGGUGUGCAAAUGCUGUGCUUUUAACAGGACUUAAAUAAGAAAAUUGACUGGGGGGUAGGGAGGGUGGUUUGUUUUUUUCCUUCUUCUUUUUAAACAUAUAGGUAGAACAAGCAAUUUCUGCAUUUAAAAGUAAAACAGAGCAAUUCCUGUCGCUUUCCUCUUUUAAUUCUCUACUGACCUCAAGAUGUCACUGUUGCCCUGCAAGUGUUGGGAAUUUCCUUUGUGCUAUCGAUAUAUUCACACAAAAUUAAA